CGCUGCGUCGCAUUUGCCUUCCUGAACCUGUUUGAGUUAGUACAAAGAUGAAGCCUUUAUUAACAUUUAAAACGGCAUUUCUUUCUUUUAUUGUGUCGCUUGUGUGCGUUGAAAUCGCCUGGUGCAACAAUGGCAGGAGGGUUGGCGACGUCCUAGAAGCGGAAUUCAAUGAUUUCUCCGUGCCUCUAGAACAUUCUUUUGAAGUCGAUGACGUGGGCAGGUUCCGGGUGCGUGGAACGCUGCUGCUGAAAGCCGGCAGGGAGCCCGGAGCGUCUCUGAAUCAGAACCAACUGUCGCACGACGACAGAGUCCAACUCAAAGAAGUGGCGUCGGUGGACGGUCUGUACCGGAUCCGAGUGCCUCGGAUUUCGCUGCAGGCCGACAGACAGACGGAGCGGCAGAUGGACGGAUACGUCACGGCGUUCGUCAGAGCUUGUGCCAUGGUGGAGUCCCGCCUGAGCGACGUGAUCACGUUGCACACGGACGUGUCGGGCACGCUGAUCGGCGUUUCCAUCGUCACGCUGCCCGGAGCCUGCAGGGGGAUCGACGUGGACGACGACGUGGACCUGGACCUCUUCAACACGACACUUAAUGUCAUGGCCCCUGUCAACGCGCCCGGACCCGAGACGGCGCUGUUCCUGGAGCGCAUGGAGCAGGAGUCGGCAAAGAAAGGAAAGAAUCCCCAGGAGCAGAAGUCUUUCUUCGCUAAAUACUGGAUGUACAUAGUACCUCUGGUUCUCUUCCUGAUGAUGUCAGGUGCUCAGGACCAAUCAGGGGGCGGAGCCGGUGGCGGCGGAGCAGCCAAUGGUGGUGGCCGAUGAUCAACCGCUAACUUUUUUUAAUUUUUUUUUUUUUUUUAUUAAUUCUCUUGUGAUCUGCUGUACAUGAGCAUUAUUGUGAAAAGAAUAAUAAAAGUAUUUAUGACCUGACUGGAUUGAAGUGGUUCGAACUCGCAGGAGUCGGUAACGUUGUUCAUUUUAAAUUCGAACAACAGCAGCAGCAACUAAACGUAGUUUGUAACUGCAUCUCCAGCACGUGUAGCUCCAUAGCAUACAUUCAAUGAUGUAGACAGAUAUGAUAUGACGUCAUUUGAUACGACUCGUUAGGAUGUGAUGCAAUACGUGGCAGUGCGCAAACGGCUUGGUUUCGUUUUCAAAACAUUUAAGAAUAACAAAAAAGAAAGCAACCUGCUAUAAACUGUUGUUCGUGCAAUAAAUAAAAAUGUGCCCCAUUUUUUUUCA
This is a messenger RNA of Phycodurus eques (leafy seadragon), 1241 nucleotides long. RefSeq names its product ER membrane protein complex subunit 10 (gene emc10). Lineage: Eukaryota; Metazoa; Chordata; Actinopteri; Syngnathiformes; Syngnathidae. The transcript is spliced from 7 exons. The record is from RefSeq and is a predicted model, not a curated record. Gene Ontology annotation, cellular component: EMC complex. Bases 48 to 821 code for a protein of 257 amino acids.